AUGGUGGACUCACCCCAGCGAGUACGUCGUCGGUCUUCUGCCGCUGACCGACUUUGCCCCAACGUCGACGCAGUGGCCACCACCACCACCUUUGCCCCGGCCCCUGACGCGCCCAGGGCUCACCGCGCGGGUCCCAAGCCACAGGACAGCAAGACGCCAAAAAAUGACGAAGCAGCAAUGAUGCCGCCACCUGCGUCAACAGAACCCGACCCGGCGGUGCGCCCGUCGCGCUCCGACUCUGGUGCUUGCCGUUCUACGAACCGCCUCUCGCUCACUCUCCCAAUCGCGCCGCACACCGGCGAUCGGUCGCGGCCCACUCCCAUCACGGCGGCUCCCUCGGUCCCGCCAACUCCUGUCGAGACGCCGACCAUCCCUCUGCCCGCUGAUGCGAACGAAUUCAUAAUAGCAAUCGCCGCACAGGAACGCAGGGUCCUGGAGCUGCGGGAGGACCUGGCUCGGGCCGAAGCAGACCUUGCCUCGCUCAAGAGGCAAUGGACUGCCACGGAGCCCUUUUUCCAGCCUGGGGCGGUUCAUCACGCGGAGCUACACGGGAAUUCUACCCCUGGAGCGUUGGACGAUGCUGCAAUUGGACCACGACGCAGCGUCGACUUGGAUCGCCGCAAACUUUUGCUUCAGGGCCAGAACCAGAGUACCCCCACGCAGGGUAAUCGGCGCCGGUUUUUUCGCGGCGGACACACGCGCGCGCUGUCCCUUCUCUCGCCGGCAAGAUCAAACUCCGAGUUUUCCAUCCACGAGACUCAUGGUCUGGGACCGGCAGACCCGACGGCGGUCCAGCCCGCCAAUCCUGCUUCGUUAAAGCGGGCUUCGUGGCAGCCGCGGUCAGCCCAAAACUCUCCGAGUGUGCCUCAGAUUGUCGAGGACUUCAAGUUGGGACUCCGAGCAUUUGUUGAGGACAUACGGCAGAUAACGGUUGGCGAUGAGCCCAUCAGUGGCCAAUCAUCCCGCCGUGGCCCGCCGGCCCUGCAGCAGGGCAGUGCGAUGAACCGAGGGCCAGGCGGGGGUUUGGGCAGGCCCAGGACGAGCUUUGCACCGAUCGGCCCCAACUCCAACCUGGCGACUCCCACGCCAGCUAGCAGGUUUGCGGCCCCAAGUCUCGAGAAGCCCAAGCCCGUCAAAAGCAAGCCCUUUUCGUGGACACCGCUGGGAUUCGACUCCAUGGACGACAGCGACUGGUCGAACUGGGAGUCGCCGGGACCGACAAAGUCCCCUCGGUGGAGCGACUCUACCAUCAACAGUGCAGGGUUAGAGGACAUUGGGCCCAUCCCGGAGAUGGGAGAAGAAAGUCUAACGCCCGUCAAGACGCAAUCGGCCAAAGCCGAGGCAUUAACUUUAUCCCCAAAGCUCGAGGAGAUUAUCCCUAACGUGGUCAACAGGCUGUCUCCGAGAAACUUGAAACGAACGGCCAAUAGCCUGAUGGACGAGUGGGAGAAGUCGUUGAUUUCCCCGGAGCUUGGGGACAAGGAAAACAACGCACUGGAGACUUGA
Messenger RNA from Hirsutella rhossiliensis, 1506 nucleotides. RefSeq lists its product as uncharacterized. The transcript is spliced from 2 exons. Bases 1 to 1506 code for a protein of 501 amino acids. NCBI's taxonomy places the organism in Eukaryota, Fungi, Ascomycota, Sordariomycetes, Hypocreales, Ophiocordycipitaceae. The record is from RefSeq and is a predicted model, not a curated record.